This is a messenger RNA of Psilocybe cubensis, 2229 nucleotides long. RefSeq lists its product as uncharacterized. The record is from RefSeq and is a predicted model, not a curated record. The coding region runs from base 1 to 2229 and encodes 742 amino acids. Lineage: Eukaryota; Fungi; Basidiomycota; Agaricomycetes; Agaricales; Agrocybaceae. The transcript is spliced from 7 exons.
AUGGCGGAUUCAGAGAAGGACGAUGCGAAUCCUACUAGGUCCAGUGGUCCAGGGCUAAGUCUUGACGCUCUCGGUGCCCCCGUCCCCGUCCCCGUUCGCGUUCCCGUCCCCGUUCGCGUUCCCGUCCCCGUUCGCGUUCCCGUCCCCGUCGAUUCCAGUGCAUAUGCGUCCGGAUCGCAGAUGGUAGUGGUACCCCAGCUACCGUCCGACGUGCUUGGCCGGAUUGCGCAGUAUGUCGUUGGGCCUGUUCUCGUUUGUGAGGGGGCUGGGGCGGAGUCAAGGUAUUGGAGGGAUGUGAGCGGUCGAGAUCGAGGGGAUGGGGAUGGGGAUGGGGAGGGCGGUAGAAGCGAACGCGAACGCGAACACGAACACCGAUACAAACACGAAGAACACGAAUACGAAUACGAUUACAACCACGAAGAAUACGAAUACGACUACACAACGCUCGCGCGCGUAGCACGCGUAAGUCGCGCGUUCCAUUUGGCCGCUGCGAGAUUGCUUUACGAGCGCGUUGUGCUGCACUUCCCCGAUCCGGAUUCGGAUGUGGAUUAUGGAGGUGAUCCUGAUGGUGAUGGUGAUGGUGAAAGAGAUGUUGUGUUCCCUAGAAGAUCGAAUGUGAAGUCCGCACAGCUGCCGCAGUACGCGCCCUACGUCAUCUCGCUCGUCCUCAGCGGCACCACCACCACCACCACCACCACCACCACCACCACAGCAGCACACAACCAACACACCAGUAGCACACCCGCACCCGCACCCGCACUCGCACUCGCACUAGAGCUCAAAGCAUGCAUACGCGCCUUCCCGAACCUCCGCCGCGUGCAUCUGACCCCGCGGCGCUUCGCGCCGGAGCUGAUAGACGCGGGUGUGCGUGCGCUGAGGGGGUGUAGGGUGGGGUUGGAGGUGUUGCGGGUCGAGGCGUCGUUUGCUGGCGUGGGUGCUGGUGGGGCGGAGCCUGGAGGAGGAGGGCCGUUUGGGUUAGGUGGGAUCGUGGAAGAGGAGGAGGAGGAGGAGGAAGAUGAUGAUGAUGAUGAAGGGGGGCAGCAAGAGGGAGGAGCUGAUGCUGAGGAAGAAGAUACAGACGCCGAUGUGGAUGUAGUGGAUAUACUGGUUGGCACAGAACACGACGCGCAAGGGAGAAGUGUGAGGGCGGUCGAUACGACAUGGUUGAAGGUGCUUGAACUGCGCAAUCCUGGUCGACGGAUUUUACAGGCGCUUCCGGUAUGGCUGGAAAGGCUGGCUCCGCCGCUUGGCAAGUUGACCGAGUUGCAUUUGACAGAUAAUUGUGGUUCAGUGACACCAGGCGUGCUCAAAGCGAUGACGCCACACACCGCUCGCUCGCUCAAGGCGCUCACACUGGGCCUAUCAUACUCGCUCAAAGACCAAGACGUCUUCGAGUUCAUCUCGUCGCUCAAAGCGCUCGAACCACCGCGCUUUCUACCCACGCUCCCUGCCUUGCGCGAGUUCACGGUAUCGCAUGUUGCCACCACCAGCACGGAAACGCGCGUGGACGUGGACAAGCUCGAUAAGUGGAUCCGGUGGAUCGUCGGCGGCUCGGGGUGCGGGCUGCGUGAGCUCAGGAUCAAGGGCGACGGCGACGGCGACGGCGAUGGUACGCAUUCAGCGAAAACGAGAGGGCCGUCGGUAUCCCAUGAUGGACUGGUGGACCACGUCGUCAGUGUGCAUGCGCGCACGCUGAGGGUGCUGGAUCUCCUUAACGAUCCGAGUUUAUCCAGGAGAGGAGGCGGCGGAGGCGGAGCGGGGAUGUGUAUCCGGAAGAAGAAGAUGGCGGUGCUUCUGCGAGGGUGUGCGGCUAGGCUUGAAGAGCUGAGGGUGAGAGUGUCCGAGCGGGCGUUUAUGCUUUUUGCGGAACAUCCAUACGACCUAACAAAGAUGAGAUUUGCCGUGUUUGAAAUAUGCAACGCGCCCCGGUCACAGCGGCCUCGGUCCUCUUCGAAAUCGAAAUCGAAAUCGUCGCAGACGCGCCCGAACCGUCUUUUCGCGGGUGGUGGUAGCGAGUCCGAGGUUGAUGCACUAGCUACAAGCAUUCUUCAGCGAUACAGGCCGUCUUUGAGGAAGUUGGCGAUUAACGGUGUGGUUUGGGAGGCGCAAUGGGUUCCUGCAGAAUCAGACAACUUUGAGGGUGCUGGUGAUGGCGAAGGUGGACGUAUUGUCGCUAAACGAGUCGAGGUUUUGGUGCCACCUUUGGAUACACAUGAACGAGGCCGUUGA